Messenger RNA from Mangifera indica (mango), 2123 nucleotides. RefSeq names its product casein kinase 1-like protein 1. Gene Ontology annotation, biological process: signal transduction; endocytosis; peptidyl-serine phosphorylation. The record is from RefSeq and is a predicted model, not a curated record. Gene Ontology annotation, cellular component: cytoplasm; nucleus. Lineage: Eukaryota; Viridiplantae; Streptophyta; Magnoliopsida; Sapindales; Anacardiaceae. The coding region runs from base 317 to 1750 and encodes 477 amino acids. The transcript is spliced from 14 exons. Gene Ontology annotation, molecular function: ATP binding; protein serine/threonine kinase activity.
CAUCGUCCGUUGUUGAAAGUAAUUGCCUCGAUUGGAUAAUGCGAAUAAAAAUUGAAAGCCCUUACAGGCAGAGAUAGAUGCCGAUAACCGAACGCACGUUUGCGUUUCACUAACCCAACUCCACGCUAUUUUCUUUUGCUUUUAGAGAGAAAGAAAGAAACUCUAGAUCGUCAAUUUUAUAGGUUUUCCUUUUUUCAGUGAGAAUUUUUCUGUAGGUUGUCGGUGCAGUCGUUUUGGUGGAGUGUCGUGUUUUUGAGAAAAUUUUAUUUGUUUAUUUUUGAGAAUAGAGCUAGGGUUUCAAUUGUAAUUGUUGUUCAUGGAGCCUCGUGUGGGGAAUAAAUUUCGGUUGGGUCGAAAAAUCGGCAGCGGCUCUUUUGGAGAGAUCUAUCUUGGUACUAAUAUUCAGACUAACGAAGAGGUCGCCAUUAAGCUCGAAAAUGUCAAGACAAAACAUCCACAGUUGUUGUAUGAAUCCAAAUUAUACAGAAUCCUGCAGGGAGGAACUGGGAUCCCAAAUGUGAGAUGGUUUGGUGUUGAGGGAGAGUAUAAUGUACUGGUGAUGGAUUUGCUUGGACCUAGUCUUGAAGAUCUAUUUAACUUCUGUAGUAGGAAACUCUCUUUGAAGACAGUUCUCAUGCUUGCAGAUCAGAUGAUUAAUCGUGUUGAGUUUGUUCAUUCAAAAUCAUUCCUACAUCGAGAUCUUAAGCCUGACAAUUUUCUUAUGGGCUUGGGAAGACGUGCUAAUCAGGUCUACAUCAUUGACUUUGGUCUGGCUAAGAAAUAUAGAGAUAGUUCAACCCAUCAACAUAUUCCUUACAGGGAGAAUAAAAACUUGACUGGUACUGCAAGAUAUGCCAGCAUGAACACUCAUCUUGGGAUUGAGCAAAGCCGAAGGGAUGAUCUGGAAUCUCUUGGUUAUGUCCUUAUGUACUUCUUGAGAGGAAGCCUUCCAUGGCAGGGAUUGAAAGCAGGAACUAAGAAACAGAAAUAUGAGAAAAUUAGUGAAAAGAAAGUUUCUACUUCCAUAGAGGCCUUGUGUCGGGGCUAUCCAACAGAAUUUGCUUCAUACUUCCAUUAUUGUCGUUCACUGCGAUUUGAUGAUAAGCCAGAUUAUGCUUAUCUUAAAAGAAUUUUCCGAGACCUGUUCAUUCGUGAAGGCUUCCAAUUUGAUUAUGUAUUUGACUGGACCAUUUUGAAGUAUCAGCAAUCACAGUUGGCUACACCACCAGCUCGUGCCCUUGUCCCUGGUGCUGGAACCAGUUCUGCAACACCACCUGUUAUAGCCAGUGCUGACAGACAAACAGGUGGGGAGGAUGGCCGACCAGCUGGUUUGUCUUCAAUGGAGUCCUCACGGCGGAGAGUGAUGUCAGGACCCAUUGUAAAUUCUGGAAAUUUUUCAAGGCAGAAGAGUCCAGUUGUAAAUGAAUCUGGAAAUGGUAAAGAUGCAAUGUUAUCAAGCUCCAAUUUUAUGGGACGAUCAAGUGGAUCCUCUAGGCGAGCUGCUGCUGUUUCUAGCAGUCGGGAUGCGUUUGCUGGAAGUGAGGCUGAUCAUCAACGCUCUCAUGCUACUGAGCGAAGCCCUGGAGCAGUGCACAGAAUUUCAAGUGCACAAAGAAUUUCUCCUGUUGGAUCUUCAGAUCCAAAGCGCACAUCAUCAGGGAGAAAUACGAGUCACAUUAAAAGUUAUGAAAGUACCCUCAAGGGCAUUGAGGGCUUGCAUUUUGAUGGUGAUGAGAGGGUUCAUUAUUAGAUGUUCACUACUGUGCAUUGUAAAUCAUGAAUUGGUUGAUAUGAUAUCAAACUUGCUGUAAAGUGUAGGUUAUUCUGGUGGAGUACUAAGUAAGGGAAAUCUGGGCUCGUAAUUGCACAGGCUAAGGGGAAGUUUAUGAUUUGGAAAAGAAAUUUCAAAUGCUGAUUUUUAAUGGCACAGAAUUGAGUAAAGGUCUUUGUCCAUAAAGCUUGGUGUAUUUUCACGGCUACUCCCUUUUUGGUUCUUCAUUUUAAGCUUUGAUUUUUAUGUCCGAAACUCACAAGUUUAUAACUUGUUGGCCCUGUAACUCAAUCUGGAGGGAAUUUGAGCCCUUUCAAGUCUACGUAAUAUAUGUGACAAGAUGCAGUGAUCA